AUGAGGCUGGUCAUUCUUGUGUGCCAGCUUGGCCUAAUUCUGAGGACUGAUGCCCAGAUACCACCACUCUGCGUUCUCAGUGACACAAACAGAGCUCCAGAAAACACAGACAUAAAGGUGGUGUGCGGCACCAAGUACAUGAAAAUGGAUAUCUACAUUUGCCCGAUAUACCAAGCUGCUUACAACGAGUCCCUGAUGGUGCUCAAUGGUCAAAUCAACAAUCCUGACUGUUAUGGGACUCCUGACUGGAAUGCUUCCCCACCAGUUUUGAAAUUCAGAUUCCCCAUAAAUGCCACCUCUGGAAAGUCUUUCUGCGAUAAUAGCAAUAAGAUAACCAGUGAGCGUGGUGAAGGAGUGUUUGCUGACUUCUCAAAUGUCCAGUACGUCAACAUCUCUGGUGCUGUUGUCUCUAUAGAUCCCACUGCAGGUACCAUCACCUAUCGGAAGCAAAUCAUGUACAGGUUUUCCUGCAAAUACGCGAUGCAGUAUCUGCUCAACAACACCGAAGUGGCCGUAUCAGGUGUGAGUCUUGCCAUAAGAGACAACAAUGGCAGCUUUAUCAGCACGCUGAGUAUGGCGCUCUAUAGCGAUGCCAACUACAACGACCUGCUAAUUGUCCCACAAACGGGGCUCAGUCUGAAGACCAAGAUCUAUGUCGCAGUUCAUGCAACGAACCUAACACAAAACUUCCACGUGCUGCUGGACAGAUGCUUUGCAACAACAAAAGCGCAUCCCUUCAAUAGCACCCAUCAUGAUCUUUUUGUAGGGUGCACAUUUGAUGGGCAGACCAAGGUGGAGCUGAAUGGGAAGGGACAAAAAGCAUACUUCUCCUUUGAGGCCUUCAGAUUUGUAGAGCACAAAAAUCUGACCGUUUCCACUUUCUACGUGCACUGUGCCGUCAGACUCUGUAAGGACGAGGACUGUGAACGUCUGUCUGUGAGUAGACUUGCAUUUAUAAAUUGA
This is a messenger RNA of Acanthochromis polyacanthus (spiny chromis), 963 nucleotides long. Its product is annotated as zona pellucida-like domain-containing protein 1. The coding region runs from base 1 to 963 and encodes 320 amino acids. The record is from RefSeq and is a predicted model, not a curated record. Lineage: Eukaryota; Metazoa; Chordata; Actinopteri; Pomacentridae. Gene Ontology annotation, cellular component: cell surface. The transcript is spliced from 7 exons.